This is a messenger RNA of [Torrubiella] hemipterigena, 1977 nucleotides long. The record is from the annotation of a GenBank genome assembly. NCBI's taxonomy places the organism in Eukaryota, Fungi, Ascomycota, Sordariomycetes, Hypocreales, Clavicipitaceae.
AUGGCGUCCAUAGUUGACUGCUACGCAUCCAGUGAUGACGAAACACCCUACACCAACAUGAUGUCAACACCAACUUCUAAACAAGCCAAGUUUCGGGAUAUCAAUCCCAUGGCGACACCAACAAACAAACGAGACCUCAUCCCCAAAUCAACGGCAAAGCCCUCUGCGCGCCGUGUGCGCAGGCUAGGUGGUGCAGUCCAAAUGGUCGACAAUCCUCUAUUUCGGCCCUGGAACCUACAGGAAACCGAAAGUCCAUUUAAAACCAGCCCACGAAAGUCUCUUCUCCGUACUCCGCAGUAUGAUUUGUCAUUAUCCACACGAGAUACUCUCAACAACGACCUCAAAGGAACACCCGAACUGAAGAUUCCCAUGCUGUGCGCACCAGUUAGCCCUCUACAAGAAGUUGCUGAACCAAACAGCACCGAGCUCCGGGACGACACCAUGAAUAUGACAUUCAACACAGAACGAAUUGCUGAUCGUCUGAAGCGUUCCUUCGGUGGUUCGCGCCCCCUCUGCUCACCAUCUAAGAAAAGCAUGGAUCGAAAGUUCGGUCUAGAACCAACGUCUAGAUUUGGGGAUGACUACAACGUUACAGGCACAAUCUUUGAAGAGCCUGCUGAGACCACAAAGAGCAGACCAUCGACAGCAGAAUCAAGCUAUACUGAGCAAAGUGAAAUCAAACCAAUCAACGAAGACAGCUGGUCUGACUCUGAACUGCACAUAUCUGGAAUUCCAGAGGUUUCGGUUGCCUUGGAUAGCGUGGUGAUGAAGUCGCGGGGCUUAAAUGGCACAAAUCGAGUACCAUCACUUAAAUUUCCCAUUUUAAAACCCCCAAGCAUUUCAGACCGAGAGAAUACCGAUAUUGUCCUGGAUGAAUCAGAAGCAGAAAAUGAAGAAUUUGACGACGACUCAAUUGGGGCCGCGCUAGCAGAACAGUUUGCCAAUGACUGUCGCAUCAAGACACCUCCCCGUACACCGCCAGUGUCUAAACAACCUGCAAAGACGUUACAAUCGCCUCGUAAACAAGUUAAGCUCGCCACGGCCGCGCAGAGACAGACUGUUGACGACUUCUGGAAUCAAAGCACAAUUGACAACAUCAACACAGAAUUGAGUCCACAAACUCCUCUGCGCAUCUCAAGCCCUAUCAAAAGCCCUACCAAGAGCCCCUCGAAGCUGCACAAGGCUGAAUUUGAGGCUGGCAAGCAGGCACUUGCCAUGUCGUUUCUGGAAGAGCUGGAUCAAAAGAUUACAGAUGGAAAAGUUGGUGUACUAGCGCAGAGCACCGGAGGCGUAUCCCUCAUUUGGUCAAAGACACUCAACACGACCGCCGGCCGUGCCAACUGGAAAAGGGAAUCUGUCAAGGAAACCCUCACAGACGGUUCGACGGAAACGACAUAUAAACACCACUCCUCCAUUGAAUUGGCUGAAAAGGUUAUUGAUAAUGAGCUGAAACUCUUGAAUGUCAUUGCGCAUGAGUUUUGCCAUCUAGCAAAUUUCAUGAUUACGGGUAUUACCAACAACCCUCAUGGCAAAGAAUUCAAGGUCUGGGCCACCAAAUGCACUCAAACAUUUAGCCACCGUGGCAUCGAAGUUACCACGAAACACUCGUACGAUAUUGAUUUCAAGUAUGUUUGGCAAUGCAAGGAAUGCUUUGCCGAACUCAAGCGACAUUCAAAGAGCAUUAUGCCUGAAAAACAGCGAUGUGGCCGAUGCAAGGGUCAGCUUGAACAAAUUAAACCUGUACCAAGAAAAACGACAUCGGGGCCAUCAGAGUACCAAACAUUUCUGAAGGAUCAGAUGAAGUCCAUUCGAGCAGAGAACCCUGACUUACCUCAGAAGGAUGUUAUGAAGAUUGCCGCCUCCCAGUGGAAAAACAAGUCAACGACAGCUUCCAAGGAACCAAUAGAAGUGGAUGAGGUUGAUGAUAUCCUGGGACAGGUUGGCAGUCUAUCACUAGAAGCCACCCUAGUCUCUUGA